Messenger RNA from Drechmeria coniospora, 522 nucleotides. RefSeq lists its product as uncharacterized. The record is from RefSeq and is a predicted model, not a curated record. NCBI's taxonomy places the organism in Eukaryota, Fungi, Ascomycota, Sordariomycetes, Hypocreales, Ophiocordycipitaceae. The transcript is spliced from 4 exons. The coding region runs from base 1 to 522 and encodes 173 amino acids.
AUGAUCAAGGCCGACAUUGACGACGACGCCUCGCACUCUGCUCGUGCUCCGGGUGGAACGGAUGCCGGGGUGUCGUCGCGAAGGCGUGCAUCGAAGCGUCAUGGCGACGAUGCGGGACAGGAAAACAGCCCCCACGACCCGGCACAUUCUCCAACCAAGGAGGAGGAGGAGGAGGAGGAGAAGAAGGAGAUGGAGGCCGGAGCUCGAGGCCAAGGUGGUGGCGAGCCAGGCCUGCUGCAGCCACGACUCGAUGAGGACCAGCGACGGCAUCCACGUCCGCCACCGGUAGGCACCUACGAGCAGGAGCACCCAGGCACUGCAAGUAAGUACAGUAGGGGCAAGUACAGCACGCCUGCCGUCCGACGUGAACUGCAGGCGCUACAUGGGCGGUACCUUGGGCGCUCGCACCGUGACAUGACGAGUACAUGUGCUCGCACAGCGCCGACCGAAGCGUACCUGCCAUCGGAUGCUCCUUUGGCAGGGGCAGGUGCAGACGCUCAUGGUGCACGUGUGUACGUCUAA